GGCUAGCCCAUGGGUCUUAACCGAAACAAUUUCAUACGUAGCCCGUGUAUAAGACGGAACCAAACCCUAGAACUUACCGGUGCCUCUGCUUCCUACACGCAGGGUUUCCCGAAGAUUUAACACCUAUGGCUCCUAAAGCUGAUAGUUUAAAGAAGGCUGAUCCAAAGGCACAAGCCUUGAAAACUGCUAAGGCUGUUAAGUCAGGUGCUACUUUAAAGAAAAAGACCAAGAAGAUCCGAACAUCUGUUACCUUCCAUCGACCAAAGACCUUGAAAAAGGAUAGGAACCCUAAAUACCCACGCAUUAGUGCUCCACCCAGGAACAAGCUUGAUCACUAUCAGAUAUUGAAGUAUCCUCUCACAACUGAGUCUGCAAUGAAGAAGAUUGAAGACAACAACACUUUGGUUUUCAUAGUCGACUUGCGGGCUGACAAGAAGAAGAUCAAGGAUGCAGUCAAGAAGAUGUAUGAUAUUCAGACCAAGAAAGUAAACACCUUAAUCAGGCCCGACGGCACCAAGAAGGCUUAUGUCCGGUUGACACCUGAUUAUGACGCCCUGGAUGUGGCCAACAAGAUUGGAAUUAUCUAAACUAAUUCCUGGCCUCACCAAAGUCGAUUUCUGUUUAGAUGGUAGUUUGUUUUGUGAACAUUGAGGGGAGACAUUUGAAGGUUUUUUUUUUUUUUUUUUGAAAGGGAGACAUUUGAAGGUUAAGUUCUAAAUUUUGCGGUUUGUUAUUUGGUGUAUUUUAGUUCAAUUGGAAUUAUAUUUACAUUGUUACAAUUUCAAAUUUGAUGAGUAAAUGGGCCGUUAUUAUUAUCCAAUGUAA
Messenger RNA from Glycine soja, 825 nucleotides. Its product is annotated as 60S ribosomal protein L23A. Gene Ontology annotation, biological process: ribosomal large subunit assembly; translation. Gene Ontology annotation, molecular function: rRNA binding; structural constituent of ribosome. The record is from RefSeq and is a predicted model, not a curated record. Bases 126 to 587 code for a protein of 153 amino acids. The transcript has 4 exons. Gene Ontology annotation, cellular component: cytosolic large ribosomal subunit; ribosome. Lineage: Eukaryota; Viridiplantae; Streptophyta; Magnoliopsida; Fabales; Fabaceae.